Molecule: messenger RNA, 745 nt
Organism: Erythranthe guttata (spotted monkey flower)
Lineage: Eukaryota; Viridiplantae; Streptophyta; Magnoliopsida; Lamiales; Phrymaceae
Source: RefSeq, a predicted model, not a curated record
AUAUAUUCAUUAAUACAAGAAGAACAAAAUAAUUAAAAUCCUGAUUUACAGUAUUUUGUUAGAGAGAGAAAGUAGAAGAGCAAUGGCAACUCUCAAAGUACCAGAAUGUAUUCCUUCCCCAGAAGAGGAUUCUCACCACCUCAAAAAAGCUUUUCAGGGAUUCGGCACGAACGAGGCAUCGAUAAUCGAGAUCCUGGCCCACAGAAACGGGGCACAACGAAAGUUGAUUAGAGAAGCAUAUGCUGCAGUUCAUGGAGAAGAUCUUCUCAAGGACUUGGAGAAAGAACUCUCCGGUGAUUUUCUGCGAGCGGUAUCUCUGUGGACGCUUGAUCCAGCGGAGAGAGACGCGCAAUUGGCUAACGAGGCGACAAAAAUAUUGAGUGCGAACAAUUUGGUAAUAAUGGAAAUUGGUUGCACUAGAUCAUCUUAUGAACUGUUUAAAGCCCGAGAAGCUUAUCAUGCUCGUUUUAAGAAAUCACUCGAAGAAGACGUUGCUUUUCACACUACCGGAGACUUCCGGAAGUUGUUGGUUCCUCUUGUGAGUGCCUUUCGAUACGAAGGAGACGAGGUGAAUAUGAUGUUGGCAAAAGCGGAGGCUAAGAUACUACAUGACAAGAUAUCCGAAAAGGCUUAUUUUGAUGACGAGAUUAUUCGAAUUUUAACUACGAGGAGCAAAGCGCAGCUCAAUGCGACGCUCAACCAAUACAACGAUCACUUUGGAAGGCUAUCUUCAAGGUAUAUAUAA